UGAGGCGUUGAGAAUUUCAUGGACAGGCGGUCGCACAGAAAGACACACAGAAGUAGUGGUGUACACUAAGCCCUUGACAGCAAAUAGAUAACACUAGUGCAACGCAUCUGCUGAGACAGGAGAAGAUGGCCACUCUGAACCAUAGCAACUGUAAUUCAGAGUCACCAGCAGCCCUGGAGGAGGCGAAGACUUCCUCUGGUCUGCCGAGCCCCCAGAUAGCCCAUGAGCCUCAUGACUUUGAUGGUUCCUUGCUUCUGCCAUCGGGAAAGGAGCUACACUCAGAGGAUGAAGGUUUUGCUCCAGCUGGGGCAGGCUCAGGUUAUAACAAUAGGGGUUCUCGGACCCAGAGCCCACGGCGAUGUUCAGUGGAGGCGGUGCUGGCCCGAAAGAAGCACCGCAGGCGGCCAUCAAAGCGCAAGAGGCACUGGCGGCCGUACUUAGAACUGAGCUGGGCUGAGAAGCAGCAGCGAGAUGAGAGGCAGAGCCAGAGGGCCUCCCGGGUCCGUGAGGAGAUGUUCGCCAAAGGCCAGCCCUUGGCACCCUACAACACUACCCAGUUCCUAAUGAAUGACCGUGACCUGGAGGAGCCUAACUUGGAUGUGCUCCACGGGCUGUCCCACCCAGGCUCCUCCAGUGGGGAGAAUGAAGCAGGGGACAGUGAUGGGCAGGGCCGAGCUCACGGGGAAUUCCAGCAGAGGGACUUCUCUGAGGCCUAUGAGCGGUACCACACUGAGAGCCUUCAGCGCCUCAGCAAGCAGGAGCUGGUGCGAGACUACCUGGAUUUAGAGAGGCGGCUAUCGCAGGCUGAGCAGGAAACUCGGAGGCUCCAGCAGCUGCAGGGUCGCCCUAACAGGCAGCCCUGUCAACAGGUGGAAGAGCUGGCGGCCGAGGUGGAGAGACUCCGGACUGAAAACCAGCGGCUUCGGCAGGAGAAUGAGAUGUGGAGCCGAGAUGGCAGCUGCUGUGACCAGAAGCCAGCCACAGAAGGGACCACCGGUCCCCAGGAUGAGGCCCUAUUUCAUACCCACGUGGGCCAGCUGGGUCACAAGGAGGCAGGUGACAGAUGAAAGCUACUCUCAGCAUCCCUUCCCUCCUUUGAGAACUGCUAAGGCAAGGUCAGAGUUUUCCUUGUCAUUUCCACGGUUGGGUCUUUGAUGUCAUCUUACUUUUUAAGAGGAAUUAAAUGGCCAUGUGAGAACCACUGGGAGUGGCUAGAAUUGAUUUCACUAGGGCCCUGCUUUA
Molecule: messenger RNA, 1242 nt
Organism: Microtus ochrogaster (prairie vole)
Lineage: Eukaryota; Metazoa; Chordata; Mammalia; Rodentia; Cricetidae
Gene: Hexim2
Product: HEXIM P-TEFb complex subunit 2
Biological process (GO): negative regulation of transcription by RNA polymerase II; negative regulation of cyclin-dependent protein serine/threonine kinase activity
Cellular component (GO): nucleus; nucleoplasm; cytoplasm
Molecular function (GO): 7SK snRNA binding; cyclin-dependent protein serine/threonine kinase inhibitor activity
Source: RefSeq, a predicted model, not a curated record